Cannabis sativa is the source of this 1407-nucleotide messenger RNA. RefSeq lists its product as uncharacterized. The transcript has a single exon. The coding region runs from base 1 to 1407 and encodes 468 amino acids. NCBI's taxonomy places the organism in Eukaryota, Viridiplantae, Streptophyta, Magnoliopsida, Rosales, Cannabaceae. The record is from RefSeq and is a predicted model, not a curated record.
AUGACGACUGUAUUUCCAAGUUUGGUGGUUAUCAAAGGAAAAACGAAAGAGAAAGGCAAACGCAGCAAGUAUUUGAGAAGCGCAAAUAAGGAAGAGAAUAGUGAGAAUGAAACUAAUCUGUAUGUUAAAGCAGAAGAAGUUACCAAUCCUAUGGCGAAAUUCGAACUGAUAAUGGCGAAAAUGAGUCCGGAUUUUGUGCAUAUUCGAUGCUGCUACAUCAACAAAUACUUGAAGGUGUCGAUGGCCGGAAAUAUUCAGGCCAUAGCUGAGAAGCCUAUAGAAGAUGAAGGACAGUCGAGUACCAUGUUCAAAAUACUCAAAUCUGGUAAAUAUUUCAAAAUUUUCCACAAAUCGAGUAAUCGUUUCGCCUGUUUCCAUGAAUCGAAUGGACUUCUUUUCGGGGGCGCAGAUCACACGUUGGAGCCAGAUGUGUUCAAAAUCUUAGACUGGGCAACGUUUGUCAUAUUUCCCGAAAUUGUGUGUUUUUCCCAUGAAAACAUUACCAACUAUCUCAGCUACCGUGAGGAUAAUAAGAGCUAUUUAAUGUUUGUGGACGGCAUAGACAUCGCCGAUCUAACGGCAGGGAAUAAGAUAUUCACUUGGGGUGAUGGUUAUGUGCGGAUAAUGAACCUCUCUAGCAAGAAGUACUGGUGCCGCGACAGCGAUGAUUACAUCCGCGCAAACUCUGAGGAUCGCGAUGGCAACGACAAGAACACGCUGUUCUUGCCCUUCCAAUUUCAGACCCCGAAAAACACUGUGGCGCUACUCAAUUUGGGAAACAAAAAGUUCUGUAAGAAGGAGUCUGGGUAUCUUAGGGCGCAGGAGCCAAGCAUGACCGAUGAAACGAAGCUGUUGGUUUCGGAAACAGUGGUUUCGAGGAAGAUUGAAGACAUAGAUUUCCACACGGACGAUGUUAGGGUCCUUAAACAGACCAAUGUUGCGGAUACGUUGUAUUUAGGGGCCGAAAACCGAGGCAGUACAGACGACAGUCUUGAGAUUAAGAUUUCUUACGAGAAGAUUACAUCAGCUACUUUCUCUACAAGCAAUACCUUGAAGUUUGGGGGCAGUGCAACCAUCGGAGUAACAUUAAUUCCGGAACUCAUUGCGGGAACGUUUAAAUACUCUGCUGAAUUAACAGGUAAACUUAAGUGGGAGGAUACUGAGAAAUCAGCGAGGACAUUCCAAACUGGAAUUCCUGUUGGUGUGCCCCCAAAGAGUAGAGUAACAUGCAGUGUUCCAGUACAUAUGGGAACCUGUGAUGUUCCCUACUCUUAUACUCGGGUCGAUAAGCUUUACGAUGGGGAAGAAAAAAGAGUGAGGAUGCAUGAUGGAAUUUACACUGGGGUUACCACCUUCCAUGUUGACGCCAAUUACAAAAUCGAAAAAAUACCUGAUGAAGAAUUAUAA